This is a messenger RNA of Pyricularia oryzae 70-15, 2919 nucleotides long. RefSeq lists its product as uncharacterized. Gene Ontology annotation, cellular component: mitochondrion. The record is from RefSeq and is a predicted model, not a curated record. The coding region runs from base 298 to 2451 and encodes 717 amino acids. Lineage: Eukaryota; Fungi; Ascomycota; Sordariomycetes; Magnaporthales; Pyriculariaceae. The transcript has 2 exons. Gene Ontology annotation, molecular function: ATP binding; nucleic acid binding.
GUAAAAGUUUCUACAGCGCCACCGCGACAGCAGAUUUUCAAACGCUUCUUCUUCUUGUGUCCUUCUCGAGAAGCUGUCGAACUUUUUUCCUUCUGAUCAACUCAUCAUACACUGAGUGGUUGGUUGCGUUCAUUUGCGCCUCAUUCAAGAUUCCUCUACUCCCUCUUUGUAAUAUCACCACUCUUGUACUAGUCUUUUUUUUAUUUUCGUUUUUAUCACUAUCGUCUGUAGACGAUCAACCAUUCGGUCCCUUGAUCGUUCGCUUGUACCGAUCACUUUUCUUGACAUUUGCCUAUCAUGUUCAGAUCCUCAGUCUCAAGACAGGCGCGUCUUGUGAGGAUACCACCGUCCCUUUCAGUCCCUUUGGCGGCGGUUUCAAAACAAUGCCGUCCGACUAUAGCAGCUGGGCUAUGGCGCCCUGCUAAGCCAUCGCUGCUACUCCAGACCUCUCGUCUCUUCACGAGCGGAGCUGAAGCGCAGCAGGAGCUCAGUGUGCAACCUGGGUCGACCAAAAUCACAAAGUUUUCAGACCUGGCAAAGGCAAAUAUCGACGAAAGCAUAAUAAAGGCUAUAACAGUUGACAUGCGCUACGAGGACAUGACGGACGUUCAGUCAAUGACCCUGGCGCCUGCGCUGAAGGGCAAGGACUUGGUUGCUCAAGCCAAAACGGGAACGGGCAAAACUCUUGCCUUUUUGAUUCCCGUUAUCCAGAAGAUUCUCGACGCCGAUCCUUCGCUAAAGGAAGUCAGCAGGGGACGUCCCCGCCGCUUUGCACAGCGCCAGAGCAUCAAGGCCAUCAUCAUCUCGCCUACCCGCGAACUUGCUGAGCAAAUUGGCAAGGAAGCCACCAGACUUUGCCAGCGCAACGGCGUCACGGUUCAGACUGCAGUGGGAGGCACUGGCAAGCGCGAGUCCCUUCGCAGGAUACACAUGGAAGGGUGCCAUCUGCUCGUUGGAACUCCAGGCCGCCUGAACGAUCUGCUGUCCGACGAGUUAUCUGGAAUAGAUGCAAGCAACGUCCAAGCAUUGGUCCUUGACGAAGCAGACCGAAUGCUUGAUGUUGGUUUUGAGAACGAGUUGAGGUCAAUCGUUGACAUGCUUCCAGACCGUCAGCAGGUCCCGCGCCAGACUCUUCUCUUCUCUGCAACCCUUCCUAAAAAUGUUGUCGGCCUGGCCCGUUGGUACGUCGACAAGCAAAACUUUGAAUUUGUUCAGACAGUGCGGGCAGAUGAGAUUCAAACUCACGAGAGGGUGCCUCAGUUCAUCGUACCAACCUCGUCAUUUGAAAAUCUCUUACCUGCUGCGCUUGAGCUUAUGUUGAGAGAGAUCAGGGCUGCGAAGAAUGACCCUUCUCAGCCACCUUUCAAGGCUAUUGUUUUCUUCCCGUUCACAAAUAUGGUUGCAAUGGCUGGGGAGCUGUUCCGAGAACUCGCCGUUCAGAUUCCGGACCUUCCAGAAGUUUUCCACAUUCACGCUCAGUUGUCCCAGAACCAAAGGACAAAGGCAGCAGAUUACUUCCGGAAGUCCAAAUCCGGUAUUCUGAUCAGCACGGAUGUGACUGCACGUGGCAUGGACUUUCCCAACGUGACACAUGUCAUCCAGGUAGGCUUGCCGCCUGACCAAGAGCAAUACAUCCACCGUCUGGGCAGGACAGCCCGUGCCGGCAAGGACGGACAGGGUUGGCUAUUUGUACCUCACUAUGACUUGCGCGAUGCUCGGUACAUGCUGGGCGAUCUCCCGAUCAAGCGCAACUCUGACAUCAAGGUGGCCGAGUUCCCUGUGCCCCCUCGUAGCCUCGAUGAGGCACCUGAGGCUUACCGAGAGGUUGCAAAAGCUUCCAGGGCCCUGCCCAAGGGCCUUCUUGCUGAGUCAUUCUAUGUCCAGUUUGGAAAAUCCUCCAAGCGCACAUUACCAACCUUGCUCAAGGAACUCACCAGCAUGACGAAGAACUUGUGGGGUUGGGACAAACCUCCCGCAUUCUCACCGGACAGGGCUGCUAAAUUGGGCCUCUACAAUGUGCCUGGUGUGAAUAUCGGCACUCCCAUGACAUAUUCUAUCGACGAACGUGGCGGCGGUGGCCGUGGGUUUGGCGGUGACCGUGGUGGUUUCGGAGGCGACCGCGGUGGCCGCGGGUUUGGCGGUGACCGUGACGGGUUCGGAGGUGGCCGUGGCUUCGGCGGUGACCGUGGUAGUUUCGGAGUCGACCGUGGGUUCGGCGGUGACCGUGGCGGCCGAGGUUUCGCAGGCGAUCGCGGUGGCCGUGGGUUUGGCGGUGACCGUGGUAGUUUCGGAGUCGACCGUGGGUUCGGCGGUGACCGUGGCGGCCGAGGUUUCGCAGGCGAUCGCGGUGGCCGUGGGUUUGGCGGUGACCGAGGCGGCCGUGUGUUUGGUGGUAACCGUGGUGACCGUGGCGGUUUUGGAGGCGACGGUCCUGGUGGUUCGAGCUUCUGAUCAACCGGGUAUCCGAUUUAGGACUUCGGGAAGGGUCGACAUGUAUAUAUGAUGGGCUUCUCAUUGUACCAUGAAGUGUAUAAAUAUUGUACUAUAAAAGCCGUGUAGGUUUCGUGUGGGGAAAAAAAGGCGCUAGCUAACCGGAGCAGUCGGAGCGGUCUUAUCGGUCAUUGCUUGUACCGAUGUCAUGUCGAGACCUGCAUGAUUUCUUUAUCUUUCUUCUUUGGCUGGAUUCGGACGGCAAGACACAUUUUUGUUGAAGGGAAGGUUGGCUGCAGCAAACCAUAUCACAGUCUCUCGGACAUCGCCACUAUUACCUUAUUGUCCUGUUUUCUUUUGUACAAUCUUGCACAUAUACUCUUUUGAUAAUAAUUUUGGCAAAGAAAAAAGUUUUUGCGGCAAACUAUCUAUAGUGGGAUUCUUUUCCCUGAUGACAAAUGAUGAACAAAUCUCGUCAGAGUAUUCCUA